AUGAAGUGUGUCAUUGCGCUGGUGAUCGUUGCAGCUGCGCUGUUUCGUGUCGAAGGAUCCGUGAUCCCGUUGGCACUGGCUCCAGGACUUGCGAUCGCGGCCCCGGCAGGACUCGCCAUUCCCGGUGCAACCGUCGUUCAAUCCAAUCCACCACCGACAGUCCUUCAAGCGCUACCGUCCCCGAUUGCAGUGGACAUUUCGGGACAUCCUGCGGCCUGGAUCCUGGCACCAGGACCAACCCUUGCUCUUGCACCUGCUCCUGCCGUGGUGGCCUUAGCACCUCCACCAGCUGCGACGGCCGUUUCCGCAACACGUGGCUCCGUCCACGUGGCUCCACUGCCAGGACACGCCGUGUCGCAGACACAACUCAACCUGGCUCCAGCUCCUGGUUCGGAGUAACGGCUAGAUUCUUCCACGAAUGUGUUCGAAAGCCACGCUUCACGAGCGACUGCCUGGCUUAGUCAAAUCACGGCCAUAUUACCAACUCUGCCCAUCCGCUAUUCUUAUCCGACGAA
Molecule: messenger RNA, 515 nt
Organism: Anopheles nili
Lineage: Eukaryota; Metazoa; Arthropoda; Insecta; Diptera; Culicidae
Product: adult cuticle protein 1-like
Exons: 2
Coding region: 1-399 (132 amino acids)
Source: RefSeq, a predicted model, not a curated record